AUGUCGAAGGCGUCGUUUGAGCGAAAAGCGAUCGGAAUUCUCUACGACUUUCAAAAGUCGCGGAAAGUCUGGGGCGAUCUUGUCUCGGAUGGGUUGACACAAGCGAAUGCACUCGUCAACGUGCAACUUCAACAAGGAUAUGUGGAUAGUGCAGGAUACUGGCCACCGGCGCUGGAUCAAUUUCUGGAUCUUAAGGAUCGAUUCGAGAGCAAACUUCAAAAGAAGGCCGACGCGCUCGCCUUGGACUUUGAGACAACUUUUACAAAGAUGAGCGCACAGUACUCCAAGAUGAAGCUACAAACCAGUCAAUUCGAGUACUUGAUGGAGGAGGCGACAGAAUCAUUUGGAGAGGCGUACACAUAUAAGGACCCCUUUGGCGCCACCUGCACACUUGAGCAGAUCUGGAUACAGUUCGAGAGGGUGUUUGGCCUGUACACACAACAAAUCGCCCUCAACCGUGAGAUUCUGGAUCAAUUGGUCGCGCGGAACCAGCAACAACAGAAUCCAGCAUUCUCGGCGCCAUCACAGCCAGGAGGAGAGUCGAGCAUAGCUGGAUCGGUGGAAGGUGGUACGAUAGGAAUUCUGGCUCCGAUGCCGAGAGAUAAAGACCAAGGGAUGAUCCUUCUCUCGGCUUGGCUGAACCAGCCUCACCUCAAGCCUGAUACGUUAGCUACAUUCGACGAGUUCUGUCAAGUCGAGAUGUUUGAAGGAGAGUAA
Molecule: messenger RNA, 717 nt
Organism: Linnemannia hyalina
Lineage: Eukaryota; Fungi; Mortierellomycota; Mortierellomycetes; Mortierellales; Mortierellaceae
Source: the annotation of a GenBank genome assembly